GGAGAAAGAAGAGUAAAGCGAGCUUUUCCCCUUUCUCGAGCCCUCAGAUCCAAUUAAGCCCUUCUUCAGCUGGAUCUGUUUGGCUCCUCAGCUAAAAAAAAAAAAAAGGCCCAAAUCCUUUCGCUCCUCCCUUCCAUCCCCAGAAAAUCCACAGAUCUCUCAGUCUCUCUCUAUCGCGGUCUCGACCCUCCAUUGCUGUUCCCUCGUGCGUCUCUUCGCAGUCUGUGGGUUUGUUUAGGGGUGGGGGAAAAAAAUUGGAAGUAUAACCAAAACCCUAGAUCUCGCAGAGCCCAUCGGAGCUUGGUUGGGCCCCCGAUCUUCCUACCUUCCGUCCUCUCUCUCUCUCUCUCUCUCUCUCACAGUCGCGCGAAGAUCAGCGUUUCCCUCCCUUUUUUCUUCAAUUGUCCGGAUUUUAAUUUGGUGAGAGAGAAUGACACCUGCUGAAGAAAGUAGCACUGGACUGUCAGACACUCCAGCUCCAGCUGUUGAGGGAAGCAAGCAGCCCUCGUCCCCUCAAGAAGGAGAAAAGAGUGUAGCAGCCCCUGAAGAGAAUAAUCAGACAGUGCCAUCACAAGAUGAGACAAUUGUGUCAAAGGAAGAGGAUAAUCAAAAGGUGGUUCCAAAAGUAGAGGACAACCAAAAGGUGGCGACUCAAGAAGAGGAUAAUCAAAAGGUGGCACCACAAGAAGACAGUGAUAAGAUGGAGUUGCAGGAAGAGAAGAACCAAGAGUUGGCAGCUCAAGAUGACAAAGAGAAGAUGGAGUCACAAGAGCAGAACAAUGAAUUGGUACCCCACGAAGAAGAUACAAAUCAGAAGCCUGUAACUGAAGAAGGGAGCAACGCCCAAACAGAUGUGUCACAAGAUCAGAGUAAUCUGACAUCAGUCCCAGACGAGCAGAAAAAUCAGGAGUUGCCAUCACACGAAGAGAACACCCUGGAACCGGUGCUACAAGAAGAAGAUAGCAGUCAGAGGUUGUCUCCACAAAAAGAGCACGAUCAGACAUUGGUAUCACAGGAAGAGAACAGUGGGAUGUUGGUGCCACGGGAGGAGUACAAAGAGACCGUGGUGACCGAGGAGGAAGACAGUGAGAUGGCAGAACCCCCUCAGGAGAGCAGUCAGAUAGCGGUGCCCCAGGAGAACAGUGAGAUGGUGGUUACAGAAGAGAAGAGUGAGCUGUUGGUGCCCCAGGAGGAUCACAAUGAGAUGGGGGUAACAGAAGUAGAGAUGACUGAGGUAGCCGAACCCCAAGAGGAUCACAAUGUAACGGUGGUGACUGAAGAUGCGAAGAGUGAGGUGGUAAUGCACCAGCAAGUGAACAGUGAGAUUCUGGUGACUGAGAGUGAGAACAGUCAGAAGGUGCUGCCCCAGCAGGAGAACAGUCAAAUUAUGGUGGCUGAGGAUGCGAACAUUGAUGUGGCAGCCCCCCAAGAGGACAGCACUCAGUUGGUAGUGCCCCAGGAGGAGAACACUCAGAUGCCGACAUCACACGCCAACACUCAGAUUGAUAACAGCAGCCAAAUGAUGUCGACACACGAACACCACAUGGUGGUGUCUCAUGAAGAGAACCACCACCAGAUGCUGAUGCCACAUGAUGAGAACAACAAUGAUCAUAUAAUUGAAUGCAACCAUCAUCACAUGGGCGACCAGCUGAUGCUGAUGGAAGAAGAUAACCACAACAACCAACUGAUGAUCCAUCAUGAUGAUGAUAACAACAAUCAGCUGAUGCUCCCCCAUGAUGAUGAAAACAGCGACCUCGUAACUCCCGACUCGCGGCCUAACAAGCGAAGGAGGAAGAAGUCCGUGGUCUGGGAACACUUCACCAUUGAGACAGUUGCGGAUGGAUGUAGAAGAGCUUGUUGCAAGCAGUGCAAGCAGAGUUUUGCAUACAGCACGGGUUCCAAGGUCGCUGGGACCAGUCACCUGAAGCGCCACGUAGCAAAGGGCACAUGUCUAGCCUUACUCCGGAACCACGGACAUCCUGAAAUGCUGACGUAUAAUAGUACCCCUGGAGGUUCAACUAGCGACCCACCAAAACGCCGGUAUAGAUCUUCCUCAUACUUCGCCUUUGACUCUGACCGAUGCCGCCAUGAGAUUGCAAAGAUGAUCAUCAUGCACGAUUAUCCACUUCACAUGGUUGAACAUGCCGGAUUCAUGAAUUUCGUCUCAAACCUCCAGCCUCGAUUUGGAAUGGUGAGCUUCAACACUGUCCAGGGGGAUUGUGUUGCUACUUACUUGAGGGAGAAGCAGAACGUGAUGAAGUUUAUUGAAGGACUCCCUGGACGCGUUACCCUUACUCUGGACACGUGGACUUCCUGUGAUAGCUUAGGCUAUGUAUUUAUCACUGGGCACUUUAUUGAUAGUGAUUGGAAGCCGCAGAAGAGGAUGCUGAACGUAGUGAUGGAGCCGUAUCCUGAUUCAGAUGCUGCCCUGAGCCAUGCAGUGGCGUGUUGCCUUUCUGAUUGGAGCUUGGAAGGUAAACUGUUCUCCGUCACCUUUAACCACCCCGUGGGAGAAGCUGGUCUCGAAAGUCUUCAAUCUCUGUUGUGUAUCAAGAAUACACAGAUUCUCAGCGGCCAGCUGGUGCUUGGCAACUGCAUCUCUUACACCUUGACCAGCAUGGCGCAAGAGUUAUUGUCAGCAUGUCAAGAUCUUGUGUCGAAAAUCCGCGACAGCGUGAAGUAUGUGAAGACCCUCGAUUCCCACCAGGCGAAGUUUCUUGAGCUCAAAGAGCAGCUCCAAGUCCCAACUGAAAAGAAUCUCCGACUCGACGACCAGGCUCAGUGGAACACGACGUAUGAAAUGCUGCUUGCUGCUUCGGAAUUGAAAGAAGUAUUUUCAUGCUUGGAUACCUAUGAUCCUCACUACAAGGAAGCACCAUCGAUGCUGGAGUGGAAGCAAGUUGAAACGAUUUGCUCACUCCUGAAAUAUCUGGUUGAUGCAGCUAACCUUCUCUCAUCCUCGACCAACCCAAUUGCAAUCACUUUCUUCCAUGAAGCCUGGAAGAUUCAAAAUGAGCUUUCUCGACUAGCUGCUAUCGGAGAUCCUUUCAUCAACAACUUCAUCAUAGGACUGCAGGACAAAAUCGAGAAAUAUAUCAAAGAUUGCAGCUUGGCUUUAGCAGUUGCAGUAGUCAUGGACCCUCGGUUUAAGAUGAAGCUGGUCGAGUUCAGCUUCUCGAAGAUAUAUGGUGAUGAUGCUCCUGCAUACAUAAAGAUUGUCGAUGAUGGGGUCCAUGAUUUGUUCAAGGAGUACGUGGCGCUGCCUCUACCACUGACACCAACUUACGAAGAAAAUGCAGACCCCAAUCUAAGGAAUGACGAGAACCAGCUCGGGGCCGCUGUGGACAACGGCCUGGCAGAUUUCGAUGUGUUCAUCAUGGAGACCACGAGCCAACAGACGAAGUCGGAGCUGGACAUGUACCUGGACGAUUCAUUGCUCCCGAGAGUGGCGGAAUUCAGUGUGUUGGGAUGGUGGAGGCAGAACAAGAUGAAGUAUCCAACACUGUCGAAGAUGGCUCGAGACAUACUGAGCAUUCCCGUGUCUACUGCAACAGCGGAGAACGUGUUCGACACUGUGCUGCCGAGAGAGAUAGAUCGGUAUAGAACCUCAUUGAGGCCCGAGACUGUCGAGGCACUCGUGUGUGCUAAGGAUUGGCUUCGUCAUGGGGCGGCUGCGGCAGCAGCAGGUGUUGGACCGAGUGAGUUAGUGGUGAAGAUGGAGUUUUAGGUUUGGUAGGAAUGUAUGAGAGCUUAUGUGAGUAGUGAUUAUGGCUCCUUUCUUUUGUGUAUCAUUAGUUGGACAAGGUAGUAAUGUAGGUUGGGUCCUGGAUUUGUAAUUUUGGUCGACGGAAGGUGUACUUCAUUUGCUAAUGGCGUUGUUACGCUUGUGUAGCUAAUGGUUAACUCAGACUUAAUUUUGUCUUAGUGUGUCUCAGCCUAUUGAUUUAGACUAUAUUGAUCACUAUAAAUGUGAUAUUCACAAAAAAAU
Molecule: messenger RNA, 3988 nt
Organism: Linum tenue
Lineage: Eukaryota; Viridiplantae; Streptophyta; Magnoliopsida; Malpighiales; Linaceae
Source: the annotation of a GenBank genome assembly